Molecule: messenger RNA, 1506 nt
Organism: Manihot esculenta (cassava)
Lineage: Eukaryota; Viridiplantae; Streptophyta; Magnoliopsida; Malpighiales; Euphorbiaceae
Product: protein DETOXIFICATION 34-like
Exons: 3
Coding region: 1-537 (178 amino acids)
Source: RefSeq, a predicted model, not a curated record
AUGUGCUCCCAUUCUAGCAACAAACAGCAAUGCAGCUUGCCAUAUGGAGCCAAAAUUGCAAAUAAUAAAGAAAAUGACCCACUCGGUGCAGAGGGGAGCACUAGUUCACCCUCUUCUAACUUGUCUCCCAGGGAAAAAGAGGAGUCACAUGGCACUGCACCGCCGAUCAAUGGCGUCAUACCUAGUGAUUUUCCCGUGAAAGAUCAUGUCUCCAUCUUCGAAACUUCCAAUCUCCACCCUGCACCUUCCGCUUUGGUUCAUACUGAAGUUGGAGAUUAUCCUCCUAUACAGAACUUUGAGGACGCCAACUACAUUUGCAUUUUGGAAUCGUCAAAAUUGUGGGCCAUUGCAGCUCCUAUAGCAUUUAAUAUUCUCUGCAUUUAUGGUGUUAACUCCUUCACCAAUAUCUUCGUUGUUCACCUUGGAGAUAUUGAGCUAUCUGCUGUUGCAAUUGCUCUCUCUGUCAUUAUUUUUGUCUUGGAUUGGUUUUGCAGCUCUAAUUUCACAUAUUGGGGUACUUUAUCUCUGCAUUGUUGAAUUCAAGUGGGGUUUGGCUGGUGCUGCUGCAACCUAUGAUGUCUCCGCUUGGGGGAUUGCUUUGGCUCAGGUGGUUUAUGUGGUUGGAUGGUCCAAGGAUGGCGGGACUGGUCUGUCUUGGUUGGCCUUCAAGGAAAUUUGGGGAUUUGCAAGACUCUCUAUAGCUUCAGUUGUGAUGAUUUGCCUUGAGAUUUGGUAUUUUAUGACCAUAAUUGUUCUCACUGGACAUCUUGAAGAUCCUUUUAUUGCUGUUGGCUCCCUUUCUAUCUGGUCUAUUCCUCAGAAACAGUCUUAACAUUCUUAUUGCAGAAUUUAUUUAUCCGUGUUGAACUUAACAUGCUUUUUUUUUUUUUUCCUGUCACAGCAUGAACAUCAAUGGUUGGGAAGGCAUGCUAUUUCUUGGAAUCAAUGCAGCUAAGAUUAAAAAUAAAAAAAAAAAAAUAGAAAAUCUGUUUUCCUUUCUCAUUCUUGUUUUUAGAUGUUCCUUCUCAAGAACAUCCUUUAUUGAAUUGAAAUUGCCUUGUGAGUGCCAGUGUUCGAGUCUCUAAUGAGCUGGGAUCAGGACAUCCAAGAGCUGCAAAAUAGUCGGUGGUUGUCACAUGCGCGGAGUCUCUCCUCAUAGGGAUAUUUUGCGCAGGCAUUAUUUUGAUAACUAAAUACGAGUUCUCCAUCAUCUUUACUGAUAGCUUAGAGACGAGGAAAGCAGUUUCUAAGUUGGCUUACCUUCCAUGUUCUGGGUAUUACAAUGAUGCUCAAUAGUGUUCAGCCAGUAAUAUCUGGUACUUAAAAAAACUUCCACUUUCAUUGUGGCACCAAGACAAACACAUCAUGGGUUCCUCUUAAGGUAGAGUUAUUAAAUAAUAGUUGAUGAAAUAAUCUUGGGAACAUCAAUGGCAGGAGUUGCUGUUGAAGGAGGCUGGCCAGGUCUGCUAGCUCUUGUUUUGUUAUAAUUUAUUUAUCGAUAUUUAG